Biomphalaria glabrata is the source of this 1848-nucleotide messenger RNA. Its product is annotated as mucin-like protein. The coding region runs from base 610 to 1848 and encodes 412 amino acids. The transcript is spliced from 10 exons. The record is from RefSeq and is a predicted model, not a curated record. NCBI's taxonomy places the organism in Eukaryota, Metazoa, Mollusca, Gastropoda, Planorbidae.
AGAUUACAAACUAACAUUUUCGAGAAAAACAGUCUUGGUUCUGAUAUUGGAACAGCAGGUCGUGAAGGCACUUACAUUGAUAUUGUUGGUGCUUCUGAAAACUCAGCACAAAACUGUCUAGACUUUUACUACAAAAAUGUGUAUCUUGUUAGUAACACACAGUUUCAAAACAAUAUCAGGUCACUGUUGAAAUGCCCAUGUAGUUUAGAGAGACUGGACUACCAGUGGACACUUGUUGAAAAGAGAAGCAAUGACAACAUUUACUGCUAUGCUAUAUCUUCCAUUUACAAGAGAAGGGAACUACCAAAUAACUCUUUAAACAGGCUUUGCUGUUACCAAUAUAAAAACCCAACUAGUAACAGUUGGGAAGCAACACAACAAGCUGCUAGAGAAUCAUUCUAUGUUUCUGGUGUAGCAGAUUCUGGAAACAUUUUAACAGAAAGUCCUUUCCCAGAGAACAGACGUCAGUCUUUGGAGAAAGAUUUAACCCCCAAGAUUUGGUGUUGUCAGGAAUCAGAUCUUUGUGAACUCUACAGUAAAGUUCGGCCUGACCCUGGGUGUACUUUAGACUCACCUUUUAUCUCUGCUUCCUCAUUUGGUGAUCCUCACAUGACCACAUUGGAUGAUAAUGAGUAUACACUAAAUGGAUUGGCAGAGUAUAUUAUGCUUAAUGUUCCUGAAAAAUUUAUGAUGCAGGCAAGAACGGAUCGUGUAGCGCUAUCGAAUGAAUCAUUUACCAAUGCCACAGUGUUUGUAGCUUUCGCCGUCAGUGAGGACAAUCGCUCAUCUACAUUACAAGUUGAACUUUCCCUGAAGAAAACUUCCAUGAUUAUCUAUGCUGACACUAUAGACUUCACUACUGACUUCUAUAAGACCUCCGCCUUCAAGCAAACUCUAAAGAAUUUCGUCAUUUUGAGAGAAGAUAGUGGAAAUAAAACAAGACUGGUGGCAUCCUUUACAACUGGUAUAACAUUGAAAAUAUUUAUGGGUUUACAAAGUCUUGAGUUCACAGUACAAGCUGACAUUAAGUUACGAAACCAAACCCAAGGACUUCUGGGUAACUUUGAUGGGAAUCCAAACAAUGACUUUAUCCUGCCGAAUGGUACAGUGUUGACAGCUAAUCAGACUAACACAGAGAGGAAAAUAUUUGAAAACUUUGGAAAGAUGUGGGAAGUAAGUGAUAACGACACUGUCUUCGAUUACAAUUUUGGGGACACUGCAGCUACUUACAGACAUCCAGAUUUUGUUCCAAUGUUUAUAGAAGAAGUUGAUCAAGUAAAACUAGCAGCAGCUCAAGCUAAAUGUGGCUUUUCCAAUGUUGCUUGUAUAUUUGAUUAUAUUGCAACUGGAAAUGAUGAAUUUGCUAAAAACACUAAGAACACAAAAUUAAAGACUAGUGCUGCUGUUGCAUCUCUUAAAAACAGUUUACCUGUGCUCAACUUGAAUCAAAGUUUGAACAAUGACAGCCAGUGGGAGGUGACAGAAAACAGAACAAACGCCAUAAGAGUUGUAGCAACAGAUGCAGAUAAAGACAAUGUCACUUAUAAACUAGUCAGUCCAUCACCUAGAGUCAGUGUAUCGGGUGAUGGUAUUAUUACCUACAGCCCUGAUGUUAGCAACAUUGUUUCCAUUCAAGUCUAUGCUGUAGAUUCCAAAGAUGGCCAGUCUAAUAUAAUCACUAUACCCACUGCAACAUGUAGCAACUGUAGUGGACAUGGGCAGUGUGAUAAUAGCAGAGUACUUAAUGUUUCUGAUACUUCAAUUUUGUUUGCCUGCAACUGUUUUCCUGCUUAUACAGGUGAUUAUUAUUAUUAUUAUUCAAUAAUAUAUAGACAGAUUUCAACAUAA